Molecule: messenger RNA, 2706 nt
Organism: Sorghum bicolor (sorghum)
Lineage: Eukaryota; Viridiplantae; Streptophyta; Magnoliopsida; Poales; Poaceae
Exons: 10
Coding region: 62-2215 (717 amino acids)
Biological process (GO): regulation of photosynthesis, light reaction
Source: RefSeq, a predicted model, not a curated record
UUCCUCGACACGACUCCCAGUGGGCAAGUACACUCUCCCGCUCGACUCGAGCGCACGAGCGAUGAGAGCUCUCGCCUCGCCCACCGCCUCCUUCCUCCCGGGGAUCCCGAGCCCUAGCCCUCGCGCGCGCGGGGCUCUCCGUUCCGCGCCGGCCGCGCUCUCGCGGGCCCCUUCCGGGCGCUCCGUCGCCGCCUCGGCCGCGGCCGCCACAGGGGACCACUGGGGCGCCGACCACCAGCACUACCACGGAGGACGCGCGGGCGCGUCGGAGGCCGGGUCCCCCGCGUCGGCGCGCGGCGUCAAGUGCGACGUCGACGUGGUGUCGUGGCGGGAGCGGCGGGUGCUCGCGUCCGUGCCUGUGGCCGCCGACGUCGACACCCUCUGGCAGGUCAUCACCGACUACGAGCGCCUCGCCGACUUCAUCCCCAACCUCGUCCAGAGUGGGACGAUUCCGUGCCCGCAUGAAGGGCGGAUAUGGCUGGAGCAGAGAGGCCUGCAGCAAGCGUUGUACUGGCACAUUGAGGCGCGUGUCGUGUUGGAUCUCCAGGAAAUCCAUGACUCCAUUAAUGGGCGAGAACUCCAUUUCUCGAUGGUAGAUGGUGACUUCAAGAAGUUUGAAGGAAAAUGGUCCAUAAGAUCUGGUCCAAGGUCCUCUAGUGCAGUUUUGCUGUAUGAAGUUAAUGUGAUACCAAGAUUUAACUUCCCGGCUAUAUUUCUUGAAAAGAUUAUAAGGUCAGAUCUUCCUGUAAAUCUUGGUGCCUUGGCUUGUAGAGCUGAAAAGAUUUAUCUGGAAAAUCAAAGUUGUGGUUCGAGAAAAUUCUCUGUUGAGGACUUGAAGCCAUCAUCUACUUCUUCUCAGCUUGAUAACUUCCGUAGUAGGACAGUUGAUACUUCUUCUAGUAAAUUUAAAGAAGCACCUCCCACUUCUGGUGUUAACAGUGUGCUUCCAUCACCUGCUUCUGAAUUGAUUAGCAAAUGGGGUGUAUAUGGAAAUGUAUGCAGAAUUGAUAGGCCUUGCGUGGUAGAUGAGAUCCAUCUUCGAAGAUUUGAUGGCAUGUUGGAACAUGAGGGGGCUCAUAGGUGUGUUUUUGCUAGUAUCACUGUGAAAGCACCAGUUCGGGAGGUAUGGAAUGUUCUCACAGCAUAUGAGAAUUUGCCCGAAUUCGUACCAAACCUGGCUAUCAGUAGGAUUGUUCUUCGUGAUAAUAACAAGGUCCGCAUAAUGCAGGAGGGUUGCAAAGGCCUGCUGUAUAUGGUCCUUCAUGCCCGUGUUGUUAUGGAUCUUCGUGAAAAAUUUGAGCAAGAGAUCAGGUUUGAACAAGUUGAGGGUGAUUUUUACUCGUUUAAAGGGAAAUGGCGCUUAGAACAACUUGGGGAUCAGCACACCCUGUUGAAGUACAUGGUUGAGACUAAGAUGCAUAGGGACACCUUUCUCUCUGAGUCUAUCCUUGAAGAGGUCAUAUAUGAAGAUCUUCCAUCAAACUUGUGUGCAAUCCGUGAUUAUAUUGAAAAGGCUGGAGCCAAGGGUAGCAACUCCACAGCUCAUUCUGAUGUGUCCAUAGACCCAGAUGCUUAUCAUGCUGAAAGCAGGCAAUCUGAGCAAGCAUCUGUGUCUUGCUCAUCCAGUACCAUGAAGCAGAGACCAAAAGUCCCAGGGUUGCAAAAGGACAUUGAGGUCCUAAAAUCAGAGCUUGAGAAUUUCAUUGCAGAAUAUGGUCAGUAUGGUUUCAUGCCUAAGAGAAAGCAUCUCCGGUCUCAUGGAAGGGUGGAUAUCGAGAAGGCAAUAACACGAAUGGGUGGGUUCCGGAAGAUUGCCAGCAUAAUGAACCUUUCUCUUUCUUACAAAAAUCGAAAACCAAGAGGCUAUUGGGAUAAUCUGGAGAACUUGCAAGAAGAGAUCAGCCGGUUCCAGAAAAGUUGGGGGAUGGAUCCUUCUUAUAUGCCAAGUAGAAAAUCUUUUGAGAGGGCAGGUCGUUACGACAUUGCUCGGGCAUUGGAAAAAUGGGGUGGGGUGCAGGAGGUUUCACGCCUUCUCUCUCUUAAACUAAGACGUCCUAGAAGGCAAGGCGACUUGGAUGACGAGAGCCGGUCUGAAUCCCCAUCUGAGAUGACAAAGAAGCACGGGGUGAAACCUGAUAAAGGCAAUGUUUCCCCAGAUGCCCAGAAAUGGCUCCUGAAGCUGAAGGAUUUGGAUGUCAACUGGGUGGAAUACUAGAUUAGCUUUGAACAAAAGAUAUGGUCUCUCAUUAUUAGCUCAACUCUUUCCCUUCUUCGGAGGUGAUCUGGAAGCAUUCCGACAAAAGACCCCGCAAAUUGUGUACAGAAAAGUGCGAUACACCGGCCAACCCUGAAGGCAAGCCACCAGCAGGCAACAGGUUUUCUUGUGUCAGUAAUCACGACUCUUGGCUACUGCGUAUCUAGAACUGUUGACAAUACUAACAGCUUUGUUGCGGUCAAAUUGAUCCGUGGAUUUGACAAAGUCUAGCCACUAAACGCAGAACGGGUGUGCAAUUUCGUGUUUGAGUCAGCCUUGCCUUUCAAAGCAGGUGGUCAUCGCUGGGUUAAACUGUGGUGUUGACACUUCACAGUUUGGUCGCCUACUUUGUUAGUGAUGAUGUAAGUUGACCUGGCCCUUUUGUUUUGACACGGAAAAGAGAAGGUUACCAUCCAGUAGCAGUUUCAGUCGGCACGUUUUACAUUACAUUA